AUGGGCAAAGCAGGGCGUGCAGUAUGCAUCUUCACGCCGAUGGCGCUGACUAUUGCCUCCUUCGUCUGCGUUCUUCUCAUCAACCUGGGUGGCAUUGAUAAACACUCGACAACAUUAAACGAUCUCCAUUUCUUCAGCGCCGACUUCUCAAAUUUCACAACCGACAGUAGUACCUUGGGUACAGUGAUCAACCUGGCCAAGGAGGAAGGUUUCAUCUCCAACAAGUACGAAAUCUUCCUCUGGAACUACUGUGACAGUGGCAAUGGCACAAGCAGUACAAACAUCACUCACUGUUCUGCUCGUCAAACCGGUUUCUGGUUCAACCCCUACCAGUCAUAUGUCUCUAGCAAUGCCGAUGCUCUCUACGACAAGGUUCUCGACAGCAGCACCCGCAAAUCAAUUGACCUGUACAAGAAGGUCAGCAAGUGGAUGUUCGCCGCCUACUUCGCAGGUCUCUGGGCCUUGGUCCUCACCAUCGUCUUUGGCAUAUUCGCCGUCUGCUCGCGCUGGGGCAGCUUCCUUACCUGGAUCUGCGCCAUCAUCUCGACCAUUCUCAUCUUCGGAGGCUCCAUCACAGCUACAGUCAUGUUCAGCAUUCUCGUCUCAACUCUGCACGAAAAGCUCAAGGACUAUAAUGUCAAGGUCAGCUUGUCCGGCCACAUGCUUGCCGUGACAUGGCUCGCCACCGCCUUCAUCCUCAUCGCCACCCUGUUCUGGCUCUUCAGCUGCUGCUGCUGCUCCGGCAAGUCCAACCCCCACCACAUCCGCAACAAGGAAGCUCCCGCCGCCGAGCUCGGCCUGCCCAAAGCUGGCUUCCUCAACAGAGGCAGAAGCAUGAAGUCCGAGAAGAGCGGCGCCGGCUACGAACGUGUCGAAUCUCCUUAUGCUCACCAUCGUGGCGCUUCUGAUGCUGUUCCUCUCACACACGUCGACGGUGGCGCUGCAGACUCGUACUACAAGCAGGAAACCGGAUAUACACAUGAGCCUCAGAGUCCUGUGUGGAAUGCUAGUGCUGCUCCUUAUGGCGGUGACUACCACCGUGGUGCAGCCUAUGAACCUUACCGCUACAACCACUAA
Aureobasidium melanogenum CBS 110374 is the source of this 1077-nucleotide messenger RNA. RefSeq lists its product as uncharacterized. NCBI's taxonomy places the organism in Eukaryota, Fungi, Ascomycota, Dothideomycetes, Dothideales, Saccotheciaceae. Gene Ontology annotation, biological process: fungal-type cell wall organization. Gene Ontology annotation, cellular component: plasma membrane; cell cortex of cell tip. The transcript has 2 exons. The coding region runs from base 1 to 1077 and encodes 358 amino acids. The record is from RefSeq and is a predicted model, not a curated record.